Molecule: messenger RNA, 1562 nt
Organism: Ziziphus jujuba (common jujube)
Lineage: Eukaryota; Viridiplantae; Streptophyta; Magnoliopsida; Rosales; Rhamnaceae
Exons: 1
Coding region: 412-1422 (336 amino acids)
Biological process (GO): translation
Cellular component (GO): ribosome
Molecular function (GO): structural constituent of ribosome; 5S rRNA binding
Source: RefSeq, a predicted model, not a curated record
UUUUGUUUUUCGAAAAACACAAACAAUUUAUCUGUGGAGUGUAUAGAACAAUUCCAUUUCAAUGUUUUCUAUGACACAACUCCACGAUUUUGGUCGAGACUGAACGAGCUCUCUCCAUCGGGUUUGUGAUAAGAAUAUGGCGGAACAAUAGCAUCCAUUGGUGGGUGGAGCUGGUCAUUGGGUCAUGUCCUUCACGCAAAAUCAAAGUUAAAUGCACAAAAUCUCAUAUCUUUGCUACAAACCGAGGUAUAUAUCCAUUGUAUACCAACUGUUUGAUGUUUUGUCGCUAAGUACCUCUCUGCUUCGAUCAAGUCUAGUCAUGUCAAUCCUUUUGUAAUUCAAAACUUGGGUAUCAGUACUCAAUACCCAUAGCUGGCUACCUUGUGGGUUUGAUCACGACCGACCUGAACAAUGUUCUCGAGGAGAGGAAUGAUAUUAGCGUUGGCGUUGAAGCCUCAUUUUCUUUCAGGAGUUUCUUGUUCUUGCUCCAAUGCUUCUUCCACAGUUGUAAAUAGGGAGGCUGAAGUAGUAACUCACUUUGUACCAGUUGCUUAUUAUUGUAGUAGACUUCAUCUUUCUCCAUUGUUUCCUGAUGCUAAGCCUUCUUCAAAUGGUUAUGAAAUUGAGCUUGUGGACCAUGAUGCUUGGCGGUUAUCAUCGGGUUUGGCACAAGCUUGGCAAGGAAUGGACGGGGCUGCAAUGGGAACAAGUUCGUUGUCUGAGGAAGUGGUUGAUAAUUGUUCCCAACCUGGUCAGGAAGACCCAGAUUUUGAUGAAAUUGAUAAUAUGAGAAUUCGUGGCAAUCUUUUCUAUAAGCUUGAUCGUGGUUCCAAAGAGUUUGAAGAGUACAGUUUCGACUUUCAUCGUUAUAAGAAAUCUUUGAAGAAAAAGGAUGAUCCAAAGGAGAAGAAAAAUGAAAGUCCUCGUCAAAAUGUAGCUUCUGUAAGUGACAAACUACCUAAAGUUUUGAACAAAAAAUCUGGCUUAAUGUCUCCAAUGGAUGAAAUAGAAAGUACUUGUGUUGGGAAGAAGAAGCUAAGGGCUCCCACUUUUAAUCAGCUUACAGGUCCUUAUCAUGAACCUUUCUGCCUGGACAUUUACAUUUCGAAAGCAUCUGUCCGUGCCUGCAUUGUUCAUAGAGCGACAAGUAAAGUUGUGGCUGUAGCGCAUUCCAUAUCAAAGGACAUGAAAUUCGACCUGGCUUCAACUAGAGAUUCAGUUGCUUGUGCUGCUGUGGGGACAGUUUUGGCUCAGAGAGCUUUGGCUGAUGAUAUUCAUGAUGUGAUUUACACACCAAGGAAAGGGGAGAGGUUGGAGGGCAAGCUUCAUUUUGUGCUUCAGUCUAUCAUGGACAAUGGCAUCAAUGUGAAGGUGAAGAUAAAGCAAAGAAGACCCAAGAAACCUGGUCCUUCAUCUUAUUAGUUUAGCCUGCUUAGGAGCAUGAAUAGUUAAGUGCGUGGAUUGUGGUUUUGUAGUUUUCAUUUCUUUAACAUACUUCUUGAAACAUAUUUUCUUCUUUGUAAGCUAUGAAUAUAAAAGUAGAAGAUUUUCUGCUUAUCGUC